Drosophila busckii is the source of this 2649-nucleotide messenger RNA. Its product is annotated as homeobox protein abdominal-A. The transcript has 6 exons. The record is from RefSeq and is a predicted model, not a curated record. The coding region runs from base 209 to 1819 and encodes 536 amino acids. Lineage: Eukaryota; Metazoa; Arthropoda; Insecta; Diptera; Drosophilidae. Gene Ontology annotation, cellular component: nucleus. Gene Ontology annotation, biological process: anterior/posterior pattern specification; negative regulation of transcription by RNA polymerase II. Gene Ontology annotation, molecular function: RNA polymerase II cis-regulatory region sequence-specific DNA binding; DNA-binding transcription factor activity, RNA polymerase II-specific.
CAAGUGCAACAAAUUUGUGAAUUCAAAGUUUGACUAAAAAUCUAAACAAAGAUAGGCGAACAGCAACAGCAAAGAUUCGAUUGAUCAUCGUUCAUCUGCAUCUCCACCACUAAAACCAAACUAAAAACUUAUUAUAACUUUCAUAACCAAGAAAAGUCAAAUCUCGCAUCAACUCCCGACGCUAUUCGGCCAGAGAAAAAUAUGUGCAAUGUCAAAAUUUGUUUUCGAUAGUAUGCUGCCAAAGUAUCCACAGUUCCAGCCAUUUAUCAGUUCGCACUUAACCACAACCCCCACAAAUUCGUCAUCAGCAGCAGUUGCCGCCGCCCUUGCCGCAGCCGCCGCCUCCGCAACCAGCGCCAACUCGCCUGUGCUCCAUCCGGGCAUCAGCAGCAGCAGCAGCAACAAUCACAGCAGCAGCAGCCAUCUGCAGUCGUCGCAGCUCUCGCCCAGCUCCAGUGGCCUGCAGCUCAGUCAGCAGCAUCUCAGUCAGUCUUCCAACUCGCCGGUGUCCUCCUCGUCGCCCUCCUCGACGGCCCAGCAGCAGCACCAGCAGCAGCAGCAACAACAGCAUCAUCAGUACUCCUCGCUCUCGGCAGCGCUUCAGCUACAGCAGCAGCAGCAUAUUAACAAGCUCGCUGCCGCCGCAGCCGCCGUCAGCUCGCAAGGAUCUGUUUCCGGCCUUGGUGGUCAUCAGUCGCUGGGGCACGCCCAUCAGCAGUUGCUGCUAACACCGCCCUCGGCGGGAAACUCACAGACCGGCGACAGCAGCUCGUCCCCAUCGCCAGCGACCAGCUCCUCGUUUGCCAUACCCACCAGCAAGAUGUAUCCAUAUGUGUCAAAUCAUCCCAGCAGUCAUGGCGGCCUCUCCGGCAUGCCGGGCUUCUCGGGCCUCGAGGACAAAUCCUGCAGCAGGUACACAGACAGCGUGAUGAACAGUUACCAGUCGAUGAGCGUACCUGCCUCGGCGUCCGCCAGCUUCGCACAGUUCUAUCAACAUGCAGCGGCCGCCUCGGCCGUCUCCGCCGCCAGCGCGGGCGCCAUUGGAGUCGACUCUUUGGGCAAUGCCUGCACACAGCCAACUUCGGGCGUGCCCGGAGCCGGUGGUGCCGGCCAAGGUAUUGCGGAUCUGCCGCGCUAUCCGUGGAUGACGCUCACCGAUUGGAUGGGCAGUCCCUUUGAGCGCGUCGUUUGUGGCGAUUUCAAUGGCCCCAACGGUUGUCCGCGUCGACGCGGCCGCCAGACCUACACCCGCUUCCAGACGCUCGAGCUGGAGAAGGAGUUCCAUUUCAAUCACUACUUGACGCGGCGGCGACGCAUCGAGAUUGCACACGCUCUCUGCCUGACCGAGCGUCAAAUUAAGAUUUGGUUCCAAAAUCGUCGCAUGAAAUUGAAGAAGGAACUGCGCGCAGUCAAAGAAAUAAAUGAACAGGCGCGUCGAGAUCGUGAGGAGCAGGAGAAAAUGAAGGCACAGGAGACCAUGAAAUCCGCCCAGCAGAACAAGCAAGUGCAGCAGCAGCAACAGCAACAACAACAACAGCAGCAGCAACAGCAGCAGCAACAACAGCAGCAGCAGCAGCAACAGCAUCAGCAGCAGCAGGAUCAUCACUCGAUCAUUGCACACAAUCCGGGCCACUUGCAUCACUCCGUUGUCGGCCAAAACGAUCUCAAGCUUGGCCUGGGCAUGGGCGUUGGCGCCGGCCUCGGCGCUGGCAUUGGCCCCGGCCUGGGCGCCGGCCUCGGCGGCAAUCUGGGCAUGAUGAGCGCCCUGGACAAGAGCAAUCACGAUCUGCUCAAGGCGGUCAGUAAGGUCAACUCCUAAGCCGUGCACUCCACACUGCAAUACGAAUACCACCAUCCACACACCGUCUCAGCAUCAUUGAGUUUUGACAUGCUUGCACUACGUGAAGCGGCGUAGAGCGUAGAGCGAAAAGGAAAAUUAAAACAAAAGUUGAUAACUUAAAUACGUAACGUUUUUACAUAGUAAAUAGUUUAAGCCUAUGUCUAAUCGGAAUACAUAAAAUACUAUAACAAUAUACACAAGAAGAGAAUAGAAAUAUAUAUAUACAUAUAUAUUUACCAUAUAACAAACAGAUCAAACGACUGUGCACAGUGGUUAGCAGGCAAUUGGCUGAGCGCUAAACUAGCAAAAGCUUUAAUUAUGUUUACAACAUUUCAAUCAUUUCAAUCCCACACAUACAUUGCUACUGAAAUACUGAUGCUGAUUUACUUACUUGCUAUGCCGAGCAUAGUGACGACUCUUUCAAAACUAAGCUACUUCCGUUUUAGCUGAGGGGGCGUCUUGGCCAUAGACUUGCCUGCAGCACUGUGCACGCUAUGCUAAUGUUAACGAGAAUGAGAAAACACUUGAUCUAUACAGUCUAGCGGUAAAUGCUUAAGUAGUAGGGGUACUCUGCUUGAAUUGAUAAUGUGAAAUGAGCGAUAUUUGAUAGUCAAAUAGUCAGAUAGUCAAAAGAUAAGCGAAUAUGCUGCACUCGUUACGAAAUUAGUCUGAGUACAAGUAACGUGUAGCGAGUAGCGAGUGGCGAGUUCAACUGUAAAAUUAUUUGCGACUGCUGUAGAUUUAUACUUAUACCUAUAUGUACGCGUUUAACUAUGUUUACAUAAACAUAAACUUAUAUAUACAUAUAC